CCUGCUCAUCCUACUAGUCCGGGCCGGAAGUUAGGUUGGCGUUGAGGGGGGGUCAGCUUUGACCAGCAGAGACGGUGACACUCAUGCAAUUUGUGACGGAGCCGCCGAAGUGAUGUCUGCGCCGGGGUUCUCCAACGUCAACGGCUCCUUCGGCUACAACCAAAAGCCGACGCCGAAUGGUGGAGCUAACGCCCCCCAUCAGAACGGUCCAAUUCAGACCUACACCCCCACGUGUCCACCCGUGGGUUACUAUGGAGCACCGCCGCAGCAGCAGAACUACCCUGGCAUCCCGUCACACUAUCCCAGCAAAGCACACACCAUGAACAGUGUCCAUAGUGCGAAUAACUACUACCAGAACCACCAUCAGCAUCCCCAUGUAGCACCCACCUCAACCAUACCCUCAAACUACCACUACGCCCAACAGCCAUUCCAGCAGCAACAUCCGCCCUAUGCCACUCCGGGAAGCUACUAUGGACAGCCGCCAUACCACGCGCUCCCAGCUCAGUGCCAGCAGCAGCCCACGUUGUUACCAGCCCCACCUAGCGGACCCGGGGCCCCCACCUACCCCAUCGUUUCCUAUCCAUCUGCGGCAGGGACCAGCCAAUAUGGCACUCUCACCUCCACACAGACCUUCGCCACGCCUGGAGCAACACAGUACAGUGCUCCCCAGCAGGGAUCCACGGCAGCAGCAUUGCAUCCUGGGUGCAGCACGGCCCCGCCGACUCAGAAUGGUCAAGCAAGCACAGCCCACCAACACUACGACCACCAUGCCUCUCGAAACAACGACUCCUUCAGCGGGGGUGUGAACGGAGUGCGACCGCCCUCGGCAUCCUCCUCUGCGUCAGUCCAUUCCUCGCCGGUCCGCGAUCAAGGCGGCCAGUAUGGAUAUGUUGCUAUUAGUGGAGAUAGGUCUACCUCUGCCACCACCUCAUGUCCGCCCGCUGCCCCCUUGUCAUCCAGCUCUGACGAUGAGGAGGAUGACAAUGAGGAGGAUGACGAGGAUGAGGAAGCAGGUUGGGACACGUCAUCUUCCACCACUGGCACUGCGUCUCCAGUGCCCAAUAACUGCGAUUCCCUGGAAGGAGGUGGUUAUCCAGAUUCCAUGCCACCUUCCGCCAACAUAACCAAUCAAGCCCCGCCUGACAAUAGCUAUGGUUACCCUGGCACGCAGCCAGACUAUCACCAGGGGCCUACCUCGCCGCUGGACCCGAUGUUUUCUCAGGACCAGCUCGGCCCUUCAGGGUACCAGCCAUUCCCAAGCCUGUCCCAGCUAUCUGCGGCCCUUGGGGGCUUAAGUGGGGUCCCAGAGCUGGAAGUGGAAGCCCUCAGGCCGAUCAACCUGCUGAAGGAGCAGAACUUGCUGCCCCCAAGACCCCUAGAGGCACCUGAACCCAACCUGAGCUCCGAGCUGAAGAAGGUCAACUGCAGCCCGCAGACGUUCCGAUGUACCCUAACCAGUAUCCCUCAAACUCAGGCUGUUCUCAACAAGGCCAGACUCCCACUCGGCCUCAUCCUUCACCCCUUCAGAGAUCUACAGCAAUUGCCAGUCAUCACAUCCAACACUAUAGUGCGGUGCCGCUACUGCCGCACCUAUAUCAACCCCUUCGUCACCUUCAUAGGCCAGCGCCAGUGGAAGUGUAACCUCUGCUACUGGGUCAAUGACGUACCGGAUGAGUUCAUGUACAACCCGGUCACAAGAUCCUACGGCGAACCUAACAAGAGACCAGAGGUCCAGAACGCCACCGUAGAGUUCAUUGCUUCUUCAGACUACAUGUUGCGGCCCCCUCAGCCUGCCGUCUACCUGUUUGUCCUGGACGUUUCCCACAAUGCAGUGGAGUCGGGUUACCUGAGGCAUUUCUGCAGCUUGCUCCUGGAGAACUUGGAUAAGUUGCCUGGAGACUCACGCACUAAGGUGGGCUUCCUCACCUUUGACAGCACCAUCCACUUCUACAACCUCCAGGAGGGACUGUCGCAGCCACAGAUGCUGGUGGUGACAGAUCUAGACGAUGUCUUCAUACCCUCUCAUGACAGUCUAAUGGUGAACAGGAAGGAGAGUAAAGAGCUUGUGAAGGACCUGCUGACCUCCCUGCCCGCCAUGUUCAGCCAGAGCAGGGAGACGCACAGUGCACUCGGCCCUGCCUUACAGGCCGCCUACAAACUCAUGUCGCCCACUGGAGGACGUGUCAGUGUGUUCCAGACACAGCUCCCCACGCUGGGUGCUGGUUUGCUGCAGUCCAGGGAGGAACCCAGCCAACGCAGCAAUGCAAAAGGAGUUCAGCACCUUGGCCCCGCCACAGACUUUUAUAAGAAAUUUGCACUGGACUGCUCAGGACAGCAGAUUGGUGUUGACCUUUUUCUUCUCAGCUCCCAGUACUCUGAUCUCGCCUCGUUGGCCUGUAUUUCCAAAUAUUCAGCUGGCAGCAUCUUCUACUAUCCCUCCUUCCAUCACAUCCACAACCCAGCCCAGCUGGAGAAGUUUCAGAAGGAUCUGGAGCGCUACCUCACCAGGAAGAUAGGCUUUGAGGCGGUUAUGAGAAUACGAUGCACCAAAGGUUUAUCCAUCCAUACGUUCCAUGGGAACUUCUUUGUACGCUCCACCGACCUGCUGUCCCUCGCCAACGUCAACCCUGACUCGGCCUUUGCUGUCCAGAUGUCAAUCGACGACUCUCUGGUGAACUCCUCUUUGGCAUGUUUCCAAGCAGCGCUACUCUACACCUCCAGUAAAGGAAAGAGGCGUAUCCGUGUCCACACCCUUUGUCUGCCUGUGGUUAACCAGUUGAGUGAUGUGUAUGCUGGUGCUGAUGUCCAGGCCAUUACUUGCCUGUUAGCCAACAUGGCAAUCGACCGGUCCGUAUCAUCCAGCCUGUCAGAUGCCCGUGACGCCCUGGUGAAUGCGGCGGUGGACUUUGUGAGCGCCUACAAGAGCAACGUCUCCAACCUGCAGCAGUCUGGCGUGGUGGUGCCUGCCAUCAUGCGCCUUUUCCCUCUCUACAUCCUCUGUCUGCUGAAACAGAAAGCAUUUCAGACGGGGACGAGUACACGCCUGGACGAGCGCGUCUUCGCCAUGUGCGAGUUCAAGACGCAGCCGCUGCAGCAGCUGAUGCGAAUGGUUCACCCCGACCUGUACCGCCUGGACAACAUGUCUGACCAAGGGGCGCUCCACCUUAACGAUACACUGGUCCCGCAACCUCCUCUGCUGCACUUGUCUGAAAAGAGGCUGAGCCGAGAUGGAGCAUUCCUCGUGGACUGCGGCAGUGUGUUUUACCUAUGGGUUGGCACACGCUGCAAUGAGAUGUUCAUCCGAGAUGUUCUGGACUACCCCAACCAGGCUUCAAUCCCCGCCAACAUGAGUUGCAUUCCUGAGCUGCAAACGCCGCUGUCGGAGAGGGUGCGAGCGUUCCUGGACUGGCUGCAGGACAACAGAGCAUUCAGCUCCAUCGUACACGUCAUCAAGGAUGGCUCCUCAGCCAGCGCAGUUGUCCUCCAGCACCUGGUUGAAGAUCGGUCCGAGUCGACAUCAUCCUACUGUGAAUUCCUGGAGCACAUUCAGCAGCAGGUGUGCUAGUAAGAAUCCCAUCAUUCUGGAUGGUUAGCAAGAAGACUGGUGUUUUUUUAGUCUGUCACUGAUUGGGCCGAGCAGGGUUGAGAAACAAUGAAGGACCCUUGACCGCUGACUCAUAGCUUCUCUGAGAUCGCUCAAGGGGACCAGAAGGGAAAUGGAGCCAAGGAGAUGCACCUUUUGUCAUAAGCUUCCCUUGUAAGCUCUAUAGUUCUGUUGUUAUUUUUUUUUUUUUGUUUUAGAAGAUUUUACUGAAAAUGUGACUGAAAACACUGGAGAGGAAAAGCUAUUCACUGGAGUAUGCAUUGAACAAACAUGGUUACUUUGAUUGCGAGCGAUGAGACCGUGAAGACCCCUCAUUUGCGCCUGACUUCUGACCGACCAUCCCUUUUCUGCCGCUUAUCGAAGGAAGGAAGUCCAGACUUACCUCUCCAUGGCCACUUUGUUCAGCUCCUCCCCGGCAGAUCCCAAGGCGUUCCUGGUCCAGUUGAGAGACAGUUUCUACAACAUCUCCUCGGUCUUGCCUGACGCCUUAUCCUGGUUGGACAUGCCCUGGACGAGGUGUCCAGGGCAUGGGAGGCUUCCAGGUGGCAUCUUGACCAGAUGCUUGAACCACGUAAUCUGUCUCCUCUCAAUGCGAUGGAGCAUCGGUUCUACGCCGAGCUGCCACCUUGGAGUCCACAGGCACUGCUUUCCCAUUGGAAGGUGUGUCUGGGGGAUUGAGGUCUUCUAAGUAUUCCCUCUACCAGUCCUAAACCUCUCAAGUCAAGGUCAGCACAGGAACAUGGCCGACUUUGAACAUGGCCGCAAGCGCUCUUGGGAGGUGGGAGUUGAAACUCCUCUUGACGAGGGCAUCUUCUCCCCCACCAUCGGUGCCUCACUCAAGUGUCCAAAAUAUAUGGCCACAUGUCUGAUGACACGACCACAAUGUCAGUCAUAGAAUUGCUGCCUAGGGUGUCCAUGCUGCCAAGUGCACAUAUGGACACUUGGCCUGUCACGAUAAAGGUCAGUAAUUAUGAGCUCAAAUUUGACCCCCGACAAUAGAUUAACAAUACACUACAUAACUCUGUGUGUGAGUUUUUAUUGUGUGUAAGUGUUUUGCAUUUUUUUUCUUAACAGAGACGUAUAGCGACGCUGGGAGUGCUUUGCUGUACAGUUUUUGAAAAAAAAAAAAAGUAAUGGCUGGAAGGCACAUGUUUAGAGUUCACAUAGUUAAUAUUCUGCAUUAUACGUUGGUAGUGUAUGGUCUGUUUUUAUCCACCUAUUUUGUUGCUGUCUGUGUGAAAUUCUUUUGACACCAGAUAUAGGAAUUAUGUGAUGUGGUGACUAUCCGCGAUUCUUAACUAAUAUGGUUCCUCAAACAGGAACACCACGCUUGAGUAUCAUCUAGUGGCUCAAAUGUGACAUGACGCAAUUAUGACAUGACAAUGAUUUUUGAAUGAUAAUCAUCAAUCAAUAGUAAUUCUUUAAAUUAUCGAAUAUAUAAUUAAUAGCAUAAUUAUCGACCGGCAAAAUGUGUUAUCGUGACAGGCCUAGUGGACACCCUUAUGCUUGAGCAAGGUGCUUGUUAUGGACAAUCUGUGACGAGCACAGAAUCCGAUUAACAAAGCACUGCUCGGAUUCAGAUCAGGGGGCCAUUCCUCCCAAUCACGCUUCACCAGGGCUUGUUGGACAACAAGGGAACCCCUGAGGGAGCACUUGCUACUCCCUCUUGGGACUCCAAACAUAGUGGGUAUUCUGAGAAUUGGACUGCUGAGGUCCCUGCCUUCGGCUUCCACCCAGCUCACUCUGCACCCAACCCCUUCAGCCUCUCCAUCGAGUGGUGCGCUCAUUGGAAGGGUGACCAUUGUGGCUUCUUUAGGGUAUGCCGGGCCGGGGCCCAUGGGUGCAGGCCUGGACAUCAGACUCUUAACAUUGUGCCCCACCUCCAGGACUUGCAUCCAGGUGAGGGAAAACUGUUCAAUGUUUUUUUUGUCUUCAUGGGGAUCUGUUGAGCCACUCUUUGUCUGGUCCCUCACCUAGGACCCUACCAGGGGCUACUUCUGACCAGUCAUUAACAAAAAAGAAUUCCCCUUUUUGUUUCUUUUACUUCUGUGACUAUAAAUGUAUGCUAUCCUCUUUGUAACUACUGAAAAUAAUCUUUUAUGUGGGAUAAUUUAUGAAACAGCUUAUUAAAUAAAAAAGACAAACCGAACCUGAUAGAUUUUUAAACAUUUAGUAUCCCCUUGGUUGUUUUUUUGUUUGUUUUUAAGGCAAUAGCUGCCAUUACAUCAUAACACUAUGUUCCAAUAGUUUCCAUUGCGCUCAUGUUCCGCCCUCGCUGCAUCAUUCACCCACUCCCCAAUGACCUCAUCACUCCUGCAGCCAUUUAAUAGAAGGUUUGACCUCAGCGCUUCAACGUUACAAGAUACACAAGCUCCUUUUUACAUAUGUAUCAUGUAAAAUAGUUUUUAACAUCAAAUUGCCAUUUUAACACGAAAUAUUUUAGUUUGAGCUAAUUGAACUUUUAUUAUGUAAAAUGGAGUUUUAUGUGAUGAAAAUCGAUCAACACUUUUGAGAGAAGACACACUCUAGAUCAGGGGUCUCAAACUCAAUUUACUUGGGGGCCACUGGAGCUAGGGUCUGGGCGAGACUGGGCCGCAACAGAAAAAUUAAUAAACUUUGCUUUGGUUUCGAUUUUCUACAAGAAAAGCGCUGAUAAAACA
This is a messenger RNA of Doryrhamphus excisus (bluestripe pipefish), 6264 nucleotides long. It is a transcript of the gene sec24b, whose product is annotated as SEC24 homolog B, COPII coat complex component. Lineage: Eukaryota; Metazoa; Chordata; Actinopteri; Syngnathiformes; Syngnathidae. Gene Ontology annotation, cellular component: COPII vesicle coat; endoplasmic reticulum exit site. The record is from RefSeq and is a predicted model, not a curated record. Gene Ontology annotation, biological process: intracellular protein transport; COPII-coated vesicle cargo loading; endoplasmic reticulum to Golgi vesicle-mediated transport. Gene Ontology annotation, molecular function: SNARE binding; zinc ion binding.